UAUAACCAAUGUUGUGUUCGGGAACAAGAUGUGUCUGCAGAAGAAGGAACUCAUGAAUUGACCUAUAAAUGCGUCGAAUGUUCAACUUUAGAGUUACAUGAGAGGUUUGAUUGCUAGGCACAUCUGUUAAAGCUUUGCAUAGAAAACCAUACAAUAAACGGAUUUGAUUUUUAUUCGUUAUAUCUGGUUCUUGUAACGGAUUUAGGCUGAUGUAAGCUUCGUGACGUGUUUAUGUCCACGACGAAACAAGAUGGCGUCUUCCACAACACACACAACACUGAAAGUACAACUACAGAUGGAGCAUAUCCGAACUGCACUAACAAAAGGCAGUGUUGUCAUUAAAGCAAUUUGUGGAGGACUUCUGUUUUUUUACUUCACGUCAAUCUUUGUCGAAAAUGAAACUCUUUUGAAGACGCUAUCCGUCACACCGGGGUUGGUGUUUCCUCCAAGUUUUCGAGUGUGGACACUUCUGACACACCCAUUCGUUGAAACUCAUAUCUGGAAUGCAAUAUUAGGUGUACUAGCUGUAGUUAUAUGUGGAAAGUUUGUUGAACCCGUGUGGGGAGUACUAGAAAUGUUGAUAUUCUUCAGUAUAGUUACAGUGGGCUCUGCGGUCACUUCAUCAUUGAUAUACCUUUUCAUCUACAUGGGAUCCUCGAAUAUUUACUAUCUUUUCGACACACAUUUUUUUGGGAUGACCGGUGUAAUAGCUGGGACAACGGUUGCAUUAAAGCAAGUGAUAGGUGACCAAGAACUGCCAACUGGUCCCAUAAAAGUAUAUGUCAAAGACAUCGCUCUUUUGCAUGUCUUAAUAUCCAUAAUUCUGAAGCUAGUUGGCUUGGUGUCUGGAACCUAUCCAUGUUUGGUUGUUUCAGGAAUCUUAGCAGCUUGGAUAUAUUUGAGGUUUUAUCAGAAACAGGGAGACAGCAAGGUUCGAGGGGACAUGUCAGAUUUAUUUAGUUUUGCCAGUUUCUUCCCAGAAAUUGUCCGACCUCCUAUCGCUGUGGUUUCUAAUACAGUUCAUGGGUUCUUGGUUCGAAUCAAAGUGUGCAAGAAACAAGUACGGAAGUACGAUGUUGGAGCGCCCUCAGCCAUCACAAUCACCUUACCCGGCACAGAUCCUGCUGAUGCAGAAAGGAGAAGGCAACUCGCUUUGAAGGCUUUGAAUGAAAGAUUAACAAGGGUGGAGCAACAAACAGACUGGCCUAGCAUGGAUGACCAACCAAGUACAUCGGAUGAUGCUAGUCUCCCUCCAAGCUCAAAAGAAGACGCAGCAGCUGAUAAACAAGAUGUUCUCAUUGACAUGGAGGAAAGCUCUGCAGCCACGGUCAGCACGUGACAAUGUCACGUGACCCAGACCUAUGAAAAACUCAUGUGAUAGUAAUAUGAUCGGUUACAGUAUUUAUAUACUUGUAGACAAAGAGAAAUGUAUGGAACUUAUAUUUCUAUUUUAAUUGGUUGUUAAGCUCUUGGAAUUCAAACACGGUUAUUAAUGCGACAACUACUGUAGCCUCACUUGUAAAGACAUAAAGACAACAUGCCUGCACAGGCUCACCUCACAAAAUUUAUAUUCUAUUUAAAUGUACUGUAAUAGUGAGUAAUACCUGUUGGGUUUGUUGAUUCAGUUGAUUCAAAGCUGCUCUAUAAAACAUCAAAUGUAUGUAAAAAUAUAUAUUAUAUUAUGUUAAAAUAUAUUGUGGUUUAGCAUAAAAUACUAGAGCCCAGAACAGGUUCUCUGGGCCCUGCAACACCCUUGAGUGAGUAUGGUAUGGGAAAGUGCUACAUUGGACGUGGUCCCCUAAGCAUCCAACUAUGUGUUAAGCCUGGCUCUCACUGCGUUUUACGACCUUCGUGUGACGGUGCGACAAAUCCAAAUUCGCUCUAUGUGAGCGCUAGAAGACGCAAUGCUGUCUGCUGAUUUGCUAGUGACAGCCUAAACGGACAGUCAUUAAAAACGAUUUGUUCGCAUGCAUCGUCGCUUUGCGUUCUUAAUAGAAUUGCGUCAGCAGACGACCAUCAGACACUGUAAGUGCCUGGGGCCAGAUUUAUCAAACUAGAAAUCAGCUUAAAUUCAUCUAUAAGUCAAAUUUAUCCAUUUUGCUUAGCUUAAAAAUUGCUUAAAAUUAGAAAGUCGAUUGUACGUUGGCGCCAUCUAAGAUGAUU
Messenger RNA from Anneissia japonica, 2163 nucleotides. Its product is annotated as transmembrane protein 115-like. Bases 251 to 1339 code for a protein of 362 amino acids. The transcript has 4 exons. Gene Ontology annotation, biological process: retrograde vesicle-mediated transport, Golgi to endoplasmic reticulum. NCBI's taxonomy places the organism in Eukaryota, Metazoa, Echinodermata, Crinoidea, Comatulida, Comatulidae. Gene Ontology annotation, cellular component: membrane; Golgi apparatus. The record is from RefSeq and is a predicted model, not a curated record.